Messenger RNA from Chlamydomonas reinhardtii, 5485 nucleotides. RefSeq lists its product as uncharacterized. Lineage: Eukaryota; Viridiplantae; Chlorophyta; Chlorophyceae; Chlamydomonadales; Chlamydomonadaceae. Gene Ontology annotation, molecular function: ATP binding; protein kinase activity. Bases 422 to 4528 code for a protein of 1368 amino acids. The transcript is spliced from 18 exons. Gene Ontology annotation, biological process: protein phosphorylation. The record is from RefSeq and is a predicted model, not a curated record.
CUCAUCAAAGUAGCGCGCGCAUGAUCAGAUAACGAAUUACCAAACAGUACAAUCUCAGAGCUGUUUCACGACUGGAUCGCUUGAGCAUGAACGAAGCAUUCAAUCAAGCUAUGGCUUUAAACUGAAACUUUUGUGACAGCGCGUAGGGCCGAAAGCAAUGCGACGCUGCCAGCCUUUUUGGAGGUUGAGACUAUGCUGCCUAUUGCUGGUUAUGUCCUCUGUCUCAACCUGGGGCUUGUCGGGCUCUCAGGCCGUGGUGACAAGUGGGCGCGACCUGGCACUAGCGCUGGCAGACGACGGUGUGGAAGUCAUCUGGCUUGAGCAGGAUAUAUACAUGAUUGAAUCCGACUGGGUGGGACUUGGGCCGUUUCCCUUAGGGAGAGCCACAAAUGUUACCAUCACCUCGGCGAAUUAUCACACGAUGGACCUGGGUUUCAUCCAAUCCAAGAUGCGACUGGGCAAUCACGUCAUGUUCGGCAUGGAACGGAUAGUCAUUCAAAGGUACCGCAUCGGCAACCAGCUGCAGGCGCCCGGGCUGGACCUGCUGGACAUCGGCGCCCCCCGCACACACGCCCUGGUGCUGACACGCGACGUGUAUGCCGUACACCGCAUCUGUUUCCCGCCGGAGGUGCAAAUAACGACGAUGCCGCUGGUUCCACGCCCGCCCGACAUCCCUGGGCCGCAGCGAUACCGGCUGGCAGAGCCCAACCCGCCCGACUGCACCGUGAACGCAGCAGACCCCGCGCCGCGCCGGUGCUGGGCCGCGCGUGGCGUGUACGUUGACGUGGCAACACCCGGGGCGGACCACGCGUCGUACGGCACGGUCUACCCGACCGAGUACGACGUGCACAUGGUCAACGUGACGUAUUUGUGUGAGCGGGUGAUGUCGGCUCAGUGCAUCCAGUCGCUGGGCUACCUGGGGUGCGCCUUCAACACCCUGUCCCACAUGGACCCGCCCUGGUACCUGUCCGCGGCCCUGGGCGGCGGCGGCGGCGGCGGCGGCGGCAACGCCACCAGCGGCAGCAGCAGCGGCAGCACAGCAGGCAGCAGUAUCGGAGGCAGUCGAGGGUUCCCGGCAAGCGGCAGCAGCAGCACCGCCGCUGCUACUGCCGUUGCCACCGCCGUUGCCGCUGGCAGUAGCAGCAAUGCUACCGGGAGCGAGAGUCAUGACGCGGAUGGGCAGGCUUCGACGCCGCUUGUGGCGGCUGCGGACGAGGGCGAGGGUGGCGCGAAUGUGGGCGCAAUCAUUGGCGGCGUGCUGGGAGGCGUGGCGGCGGCUGCCCUGCUUGUGGCAGCGACUGUGCGGGUGUGGCGGCGGCGACAGCAGCGGUCGCCGCUCCAGGCAGCUGCCGCUGCGGAUGCCGCCGCCGCGCAGCAUUGCGGCAACGGCGGCGGCGGCGGCAAGGGCGACUGCCCUACCUCUGGGAAAGCGGCGACACAGCCGUCGCGUCAGCAUCCCCCGCCCUUCAGAGAGGGUCCAGCCGAAGCGCCUGGAUACGGGCCAGGCGUGGCCAGCAGCAGCACAUCCGUGACCGUGGGGUGGUGCGGGCUGCUGCUGGGCCCCUGUGCGCACUGCAGCGCAGUCGUUGCCACUGCUACAGCCACUGCAGGCGGCAGCAGGGCAGUAGCAGGCGCGGACGGGGCGGGCGGCGGCAGCCGGGCGGCGGGCAAACUCCAUCAGGGCCGCAGCAGCAGCAGCAGCAGCAGGCGCAUUGGCGCGGCGGACCCUUGCGUGCGGCUACAGGCUCAGUCGGCGAGCACCGCCACGCCUGCUAAGCAGAGCUUGGAAGCACGGGUGGAGUCGGUGCUGCGGGACUUUGCCGUCGCGGUCGGGGGCCCGGAGGCCGGCGGCGUGGGCCGGGGCGCGGGCGUGGGCGCCGGCGCCGGCGGGUUGGCGGGUGGAGGCCCCGACGUCCGCGUCAGUACUGCUGGUGGCGCCGCUGCACCCGCGGCGGCACCGGGUGCAGCGGCGGCGGCGCCGCUGGCUGCGUUGCUGGCCGCUGUGAUGACCGCAGGCGCGUCUGUGCACCAUGCCGCUGCUACCGUCGGUGGCGGCGCCGGCUCGCCGGCACACUCCGGCCCCAUCCGCAGCUCACCCAUGGCAAUGGACGCGGCCGCGCCGUCGGCGCCCUGGUUUGCGCCGGUGCCGUCUGCGUCUUCUGUGCUUGCGCCCAGCGCCCCCAAAAGCCGGACCGUGGCGGCCGGCGCCGGCCAUGCUUGCAGGCGCCCGGAGGCGCCGGCGUCCGCGACCGCGGUCGCCGGGGUGGGGGGACUGGCGACGGCAGGCGGCGCCGCCGGCGGCGGCGGCGGCGGCGCGGUGCCGGAACGGCAGGGGGCGGCGCCGCUGUGUUGUGAUGCGGCUGGGAGUGAGACCGCGCUGGCGGGGCCGCCGGAGCCUGGUGGCGGCGGCGGCGACGGCGCGGGGCCGGCAUCUUCGUCGCACAACUGUAAAUUCUUCAUGCAUAUUACAGAGGACCUGGAUGCCCUGGCCAGCCAGACCGACAUGCUGGUCACGCCCUUCACACCCGCCCGACCCGACGUCAACCUCUCCGCCAUCCUGCUGCCGUACGUCUCCCCAGCCGCCUCAGCCGCCCUGCCCAACCUGCCCGCCCCUGGGCAACCCACGCCGGCUGCCGCCCCCGCCCCCGCCGCCGCGCCCCAAGCUGCGUGCACGGCCGCCGAGGCCUGCGGCGCGGCUGCAGCAGCAGCUGCUGUGGCAAACGGAGCAGCUCUUGCUGCCGGUGGGUUGCAGGCGCAAGUGUGUCCACUGUCACUCAGGGCAGCGCCGCCUGCCGCUGCCGCUACUGAAGCCGCCGGUGUAGCUGCUGCUGCCCCCGGCUGGGGCGGGCUGGCAGCAGUCGGCUCGGCUGCCGUCACACGCGGAGGCUCAACAGAGGGCGCCCUGAUGGACUGCCAUGUGCAGCUGACCAAUGUGGUGCGGGGCCGCGGCUCCUUCGGCAAGGUGGUGGAGGGAACGUACAGAGGCGAGCGGGUAGCUGUGAAGCUCAUGCGCCGGACCGUGGACGCCGCAGACUGCGGUGGCGCAGGCGAGGGCGGCGCCGGUGAGGGCGGCGACGGCGCCCGCGGUGGAGGAGGAGGCGGCGGAGGCGGCGAAGGUCGCGGCGCGUUCAGCCGCAUGGUCACGGCUUUCAGGCAGGAAGUCGAGGUGCUGGCGCGGUUGACGCACCCCAACGUGGUGCGGCUGCUGGCGGCGUGCAUGACGCCGCCUCGCUUCUGCCUGGUCAUGGAGUUGAUGGAGACGAGUUUGGAGGGGCUGCUUAAGGCAACGCCGGGGCGAUUGCUGCCGCUCAAUGCGGUGAUGGGCAUCGCGGUGGACGUGGCGAGAGGGCUGCAGUACCUGCACCCCACCAUCGUGCACCGCGACCUGAAGCCCGCCAACGUGCUGGUGGGGGACCCGCUGGGGCCGCGGCAGGUGGCGAAGCUUUCGGACUUUGGACUUGCGCGGCUGCGCUCCAGCGUCGUCGUGACGUGCAACCCGGAGGCGGGCACGCCCCCCUACAUGGCCCCCGAAUGCUUCGACGCCACCGCCACCUCGCUGACACACCACGUGGACGCCUACUCCUUCGGCGUGCUGCUGUGGGCAAUGCUGUCGGGUCAGGAGCCGUGGGCCGGCCUGGACUGUGUGUCGCUGGCCUACCGGGUGGCCUACGGUGGCGAGCGGCCGCCGCUGGACGCCAUCCCGCCCGACCGCCGCCCGCCCAAACUGGUGCGGCUCGUGGCGCAGUGCUGGGAGGCAGACCCCAAGCGCAGGCCCGCGGCGGCUGAGAUGGUGAAGGAGUUGCUGCUGGUCCGCCAGAUGUUCGCCCGCGGCCUGGCAGUAGCAGACAUGCUGGACACACAGGUGGAUGGCAGCGGCACCUUCCGCGGCGCAGCAGCGGCUGUAGCAGCCAGUGGCGCCGCGGGGCAGGGGCCCUCCCAGAAGCGGCUGCUGCUACAGCCGGGUCUGCUAGCAGCGGUCGGCGCCGCCGCGGCUGCCGAGCUCCACCCCGGCCCCGAAAGGGUGGACCCCGAGGUGGCCACGGCGGCUGUAGCAGCUGCGCUGCUGGGCGGCGCUGCGGCGGGCGCGGCUGCAGCAGCGGGUGGGGAGGCCGCGGCAGCGGGCGCGCCGGCCGCGGAAGCAGCCGUAGCACUCGCGGCAGGUGCCCGCGACCCGACCGUGGCGGCGCUGGCCAGGCUGCGGGUGCCGGUGCCGCUGGGCCGCCGCCGCGGCGCUGGCUCGCAGCCGCCGGCCGGCGGCUCGGCCCUGACGCCGGAGCAGGUGAGGUCGGAGGCGGCGCGAAUGUGUGAGAACGCCUCGCUUUACCAAUACGGUGAUGAGGACGAUGCCGAUUACCUCGGGUACGGACGGGCGUGGCAGCUGGGGAGCAGCUGGCUGGCGGGGUCGCCGUCGGCGACUGCGACGGCGUCGGCGGCGGGCGGCAGCGGCGGCGCCAGCACGGCCGCCGCUGCAUCUGCUGCUGGGACGUCGGGGGAGCAGCUCACCAUCGCGGUGCAACAGCAGCAAUAAUAGUAGCAACAGCAGCAGCAAUGAAGGCAACAAUAACAGCGUUCGCGGGCCAUUGGAGCUAACUACCCUACAAUUGUACUUGUGAGACAGCGAGAUUAACACCUGGUGCCCGGUGUUCGUGUGUGUCAGGCAAUUCAAGGUGUCAAUGGUUGCAAACCAGGAGGAUGUGUGCUUUAGCGGGUCGGGGGCGGACAGUGCACAAGUGGUUCGGACGUCUGCAGACUUGUUUGAAGAUUUUGAGGGCUGCCGUGAGUGCGAGGGAGGUGAAGGACUUCCUGUCUGACCAGAUCCACGGAUAGACUGCAGGAGGUGUCAGGCCGGUCGUCAGGAAACCCAAUCCCGAGGGCGUGAUGUGGUUAGGAUUGAUAACUAGCAAUGCCCCUGUGUAUAUUGCAACCUGCCAGGCAACGCGAUUGAGUGCGUGCAUGAACAAGAAGCACUUGAUGAUUGCAAAAUUCAAAACGCUUAGCGGAGUGCUGUCGAAAUGCGAACGCGAAUGUGCGCGACACGAAGAGAAGUUGUAGUCGCUAGCACGCAUAGAAGGCCGGUUAGCAGGAGGCGGUCACAGCAGACAUGUUACCUCAUCCAGACGGUAAACGCCACGGGCAAUAGAGGAGCGCCGCCGACCCAUCACUGAUAUAACCAGGUUGCGAUGGCUAGGCUGUCGGACGGCUGGCGGGCUGGCGCGGAGCGGAGCUGCGGGGCGCGCGGCAUCCGAAACCAACCUGGAAAACACCAGCGCCACCGUCGUCCAGCAGCACAUGUGAGGGAGGGAGUGAGUGGAAGCGUAAGAAACCGGGAAGGAAGCAGCGGGCCAGACAGGAAGCAAAACAGCACAGCAAGUAACCGCGGGCUGGGCGGCUGGCUGUCGCUGCGGUUGGGGCUGGCGCGGGCUGGAACGGAACUAUGGAGGCGGAGUGGACGGAGCGGAAAGCAAGUAUGUAAAUGGGGAGGAAU